UCUGAGACGUUUCAGGCGCAGUCAACAAUCAAUCAUCGACAAGCUAGCGUAUGAAAAAGUGCAAGGACAUAAAAGGCAGGCUAUGUCUUUUAUCAGAUGCCGCAUUAAUCAGAUGAUCACCCGAAGCGACGCCGACGGCUGCACAUGGCAGGAAGUUGAGCAGAUGAGCUGAGAUGACCCUGUGGAGAUGCGUUGUCGCACUUCUCCUCAGCAUCCAGCGACGCGGCCCGCUCCUCGCCGGCUGCCAAGUCUUUGACGCCAGCCUGGGCAACGUGAGCGUGGAGCCGCCUUCGCCCUUUGCGCUGGGCUCCGACCUGACGGUGUACUGCCACGUCGCGGCUUGCCAGUGGAGGUCCAAAAUCACCUUGAUGUUCAACGAGAUGCCCGUGGGUCUCUGGAAGAGGGACACGUGCAGCCCGGCGAUAUUCCGCCUGUCCAACGUGCGGCUGCCGCUGUCCGUGGUGCAGUGCACGCUGCAGAAAGACGGACAGUCGUAUCUCGUCGGCGGAGCGGACCUGCUUGAAAGUGAAAGGGGGUUUCAACAGAAAGAGCAAAAAACAGACUUUUUGAAGUUCUCCCAUCAUGUUGAAGUCCCCCCAGAUAAACCCCGAAACGUCACCUGUGCCACCACAAGGCAGUCAGACCGGGUGGAGUGCUCAUGGUGGCGAGGACGCGACGCCCACAUUCCCACUUCCUACAACGUGUCGCUCAGCAGGGCACAACGCACCAUCGCUCGUUUCAACCUGAGUCAGGACGACCGCCGCCGCCUCGUCAUAAAUUCAACUCUGUUUGAUGCCAACGAAACAUAUCAGCUGAUCGUCACUGCUAGCAACCACUUGGGAGCCGUCCAGUCUGAUCCAUUUACGUUCAACCUCAACGAUAUCGUCGUGCCACAGAGCCCUCGCAUCGAGCACGUCGACUUCGGGAAUGACUCCACGUCAGCGGCCAUCUUGCGGUGGAAGACCCUGGAUCCUUUACGACACCUCCGAGCCUCCGUCAGACUCCGCCAGGCUAACGGCCCCUGGGGCGUGAGGGGCGCCGUCGGGCUCGGCGAGGAUGCCGUACGAGUUGACGGCCUGGAACCUCUGACGGAGUACGAGUUCCAGAUGAGAACAUGUAACUCCACGGGUCAGCGGUCGCUCUGCAGCCAAUGGAGUCCAUCGGUGACGAGGCGAAGCCCUGGAAAAGGCCCGUCUAAGCCGCUGAGUGCUUGGAGGACGUUGCGCAAUCACAAGACCAGUUCGCUGCAGACGGUGACUGUGUUAUGGAAGGCCCUACCUCCGGACCAGUACAGUGGAGAAGUGGAAGGUUACCAGAUCUCCCUGGGCCGGGAUCCCAAACAGGAAGUGAGCUGUGGCGCCUCUCUGAGCCAGUGUUCCCUUCAGGUGCCGGCAGACGUUCCUGCUCUGGGGGUCAGUGUCGUCACCACUUUCGGAAGGUCGCCCCCUGCAGAUGUUCUCCUCACACUGUCAGGUGACCCCGGGCCUGCUGUCAGGCUACUGGCACCUGUCGCUAACGGCAGCGCUGUUCUGGUCUCCUGGUCGGGGACAGAACUGGGGCUGGGGCCCAGACCAGGAAGAAAAGAAAAACCAGAGUACUACGUGACGGAGUGGACGAGUGUGCCCGUGGGCGAGCUGCAGUGGCAAAAAGUGACAAACGAUAAAGACAACAUCACCAUCACAGGUCUGAUGGCGGGUGUGAGGUACAAGAUCUCUCUGUACGCUGUAACCGGCAGGGGCGUCAGCGCACCAUCUUCUGUCCUGGUCUACUCCAAAGAACUCGUACCAAUCUCUGGUCCCCUUGUGUCAGUGCUGAUCCACAAGACCGGACGGAUUCAGAUCCAGUGGGACGACCCCGCGGUGGAGCAGCAGCGAGGCUUCAUCACCAACUACACCGUAUAUCUCCGGAAGAUGGACGUCCGCAGCGAAGAACUCUCAGUGACACUGUCCGCGUCCGGUCCCAGAGCGACAUGGCUGGAUUGUCCCGAAGGAUCGCUGGUUCUGCAGAUGUCCGCCUCCACCUCAGCUGGAGAAGGCCAGCGUGGGAACGUGAUCUCCUCUCAGCCCGUGGACACUGCAGUUGGACUGGCCGCGCUGGUGUUCACCAUCGUGGUCUUCAGUGCGGUACUGGUCCAGCUCCUGUGUUGGCGCUGUGUGAGGAAAAGGAUGAAAGAGACGUGUGCAUCCUGGUUGGUUCCAAGUCUGCCCAAAGCAGGAAAUAGCCGAGCCAUCAAACUACUGCAGCUGGAUAUAAGUGAGCCGUCCUUCUCGUAUACCGACAGCGACCCCCCGCUGUCACCCCUCAGUUGCAUCUCCGAUGAGGACGUGUACCCCUCCGUUCCUGACGACGAGCCCACAACGCAGACAUCCUUGCUGGAGACGGUCGCUAUGGCGACGCUCACAGAUGGAUAUAAACCUCAGUUGGCCGGAGCGGCACAAGGAGCCCAGACAGCGGAGUUGGACGAGGGGUCGGGGGAGUGGACGGAAGAGGACACACAUUCAGGUGGAUUCGGGUUGCUGGUUAACUUCCUCGCUGUUGUGGAGUCGGAUUCCUCCGAAACGCACGCCAACUCGAGAUGGGAGGCUGAAAGCGUCGUGGGAGACGACGUCGCCGCUGUGGUUUUAAAGGAACUUCGUGACGUCGUGGGUCCUCGUGAUGCCGUUUGCUGCUAUCGGUCUCCAGUGGAUGCCGGGCACACCAGCGGAUACGUUCCACAAAGCGCUGGUGGAUGCUCUCAGCCUGCUUGCCGGCAGUAACCAGGGAACCCGACCCCCGGUAAAGUCAGCCAUGCGGCAUUACAGCACCUUUCUUUUAACCACGUGCUGAAACAUCAUGUGACACAAACGUACACGUACACCCUCUUUUACGGCCCCAGCCAUCAUAAACACAAAGUAGUAUGCCUUCUUUAUCAAUGGAAAAUUGUGAGUGUGAAUGGUUGUUUGCCUAAAUGUGCCCUGUGAUUGGCUGGCCACCAGUCCAGGGUGUACCCCGCCUCUCGCCCCAAGACAGCUGGGAUAGGCUCCAGCACCCUUGUUCUAUUUUCCUAAUUCCUUUGCUAGCUAUUGUCUCAUCAGUGUCACCUCGCUGACAUGUGACCAGCGUAGAAUAUUAAUAAUAAUAAUAAUUGAAAAUUAAUAAUUGUAUGAAUGCAAUAUGAACAUGAAUUCAUAUGAAUAUAAAAAUGUCAGUGUAACCCCUCGUGAGGAAAAGCGGUAUAAAAUGAAUGAAUGAAUGGAAAAAAUCUGUUUACUAACUUUCGAAUCCGCUUUGUAACAUUAUUAGAGGCCUCCAAACAUGAAAUAACACCCCUAUAGUCACCUUUACACUCCUACUCACCAAUAUAGUAGACAUAAUAAAUAGAAAAGACUCCUACUUCCCCGUGUUAGGUUGAUUUUUAUUCAGGAUUAUUGUGUCUGUUGUGAGCUGCAAUAAAAGCUCGUGGUUCCGCCAAAAACCAAGUCCGGUGCUUGUGUAUCUCAGCCGACAUUACAGUACCAUUACUGAGUGAAUCGUCGCAACCUCUUUCGGUGUAGUUGUAUUUUACUUCAUUUAGACAAUGAAAACAAUGGAACAUUUGCCGUACAUCAGGGGUCUCAAACACGCGCGGCCCGCGGGCCAAAUGUGGCCCGCAGGACACUAGUUUGAGACCCCCCGCCUUGAUAUGAAAGUUUAAUGUUUGAUAUGGAUAUGGUAUCAUGUACCCAGAAAAAAAUGAUUACGUUUGAUUCAUGUUCAUGUUAAAGGUUAAAUAACUGUUAAUAGUUAUCCUCCCUAUAUGUGUGGAAGUGGUA
Messenger RNA from Doryrhamphus excisus (bluestripe pipefish), 3791 nucleotides. The record is from RefSeq and is a predicted model, not a curated record. NCBI's taxonomy places the organism in Eukaryota, Metazoa, Chordata, Actinopteri, Syngnathiformes, Syngnathidae.